AGGAGAAUAACCUUCUUUUUUUUUUUUUUACCAGUCGUUCGGUUCAUCUUUCUCGAACUCCGGUUUGUUUCAUUGUUCAAAUAUAGGCAUGGUUCAGUUGGGUUACUUGUCUUUGUGAAAGAGUUGCCCGCAAAAUAGGCUAUAUUCUUAUUUUAUUUUUAAGAAUAAAUGUAUGGAUGUUUUCCAGCUGAAUUGCUCGGAAAAUCAGAGUGCGCUUUCCUUAAGUACUUUUCGUAUGGUGGCACCGUUUCCCCGAAGUGGUUUGAUAGCCUACUCCUUCGGAUUUUUUUAUUUUUAUUGUAGGCUAAUAGGCCUACUUAAUUCGAAGAAUAUGCCGAUAAUUUGAUCACUUGUGUUUGCUGUUUUCUGAUAWGAUUGGGAGAUAACAGAAAUGCAUUGCAGAGUUUAAAGAGAAGUCAAGCUGGCUGCGCAUUGGACCCCUAAUUAUGACACCUCUGAGUAACCAAGUCCUUAUCAGUCAUUAUGUGGCUAAUCAACUAGACAAAAAGUAAUACUAUUCUCAGAAGGGGCUAAGAAUCUGUGAAAGAGUGAUUCCCUAAGCCUUUGGUGUUUGGUCAUAUGAGGGUACACUCUGUCUAGGUGAAUCCUACUUCUUCCACUUUAACCACCCAGAGGAGGCCAGUCGAAUGAAGAGCAUGCUGCCCCAGAAGAGUCCUGUCACCACAAUGGGCUAUGGCUCAGACUGUGUGAAGACUGAGCACAGCAAUGGCGGCUCAGUGGGUGGCACCGUGAUGAGGGGCUCCCGUUCGAAGGCGGAGCUGCAGGACUUGAUGGAGACUCUGCAGCGCAGGAAGAGUGCUCUGGAGGCUAGCCUGAGGGCCAGCGCAGAAUCUACCCGCACCUACCUCAGCCUGCCUCCUCCCAGCCCUGUGUCCCCCACUGCCCACAGGAGCUCCGAGCGCCCCCUCUCCUCCAGAGGCCUCCCCUACAUGACCAGCAGCAGCAUGCCCCCCUCCCCUCGCCAGGGCGAGCGCCCUCUCAGCCCCAACCCGCCAUACACACGCUCACGCCACCAAUCACAGGACAGCCUGCUCCUCUCUAACUCCUCUGAUGGUCGCCGCCCCCCUGUAGCCAGUUCUAUGCUGUCCAUGUGGAAUGGCUCCUCUUCCUAUGGGGAGCCUGCCCCCCGCCCACCUCGGGGCCACAGCGGUGCGGCCAGCAUGCCCUCCAGCCCUCGUCUAGGCCGCAGGCUAUACGCCCAGGGCCGGAACGUGGACAAUGGUAUGGACCCUGCACCACGUCAGAGGAAGUACUCUACAGGGUCACUCAACGGUCUGGGCUCUACCCACAGCCGCUCUCUACCACGCCUCCACCGGUCGGCCGACUCCCCGGCUCUGUCCCUGCCACCACGCCGCUCCAUAGUCUCCCACCGAGGGGAGAAGGUUUCUGUGUCCUUCUCCUCCAAGUCGAGGCGCAGCCUGUUUUCUCUGGAGCGGCCGCCAGAUGUGACUGUGCCAGCCACAGCCAGUGUACCGGGUACUCCCCGCCGGGCCAGCCUGGCCUCUCUGGGCUGUGAGGUGGAGGGAGGGGGCCUGCAGGGCUCCUCACCCUGCCUGGACCUGGGCCUGGGCGAGAGGAGGCUGUCCUUUGGGAAGGGGGGACUGGGGCCGAGAUCGAGGAGGGGCAGCAUCAGCUCUCUGAAUGGGAAGGAGGAGCUGAGAGACUACCACAUGCACCAGAGAGAUGAGAGGCUCAGAGAACAGGAGGUGCAGAGACUGGAGCGCCAGCGACUGGAGACCAUCCUGAGCCUGUGUACUGAGCUGGGCCGUGUGGAGCGGGACCAGAGAGGCUUGGCCGUCUCCGACCUGCAGAAGAUCAACAAGGAGCUGGAGAAGUUGCAGGUGUCUGAUGAUGAGUCGGUGUUCUCCGACUCCCCUGGCAGCGUCAGCGGCACCGCCCUGGAGAACGGCUUUGGCACCAGACCCGAGGGAUACCARUUGGCAGAGGAGCGGCAGGUCCGCGAGCGCCAUCACAGCGGGCACAGGGAUGCCAGGGCUCAGUCACCUGCUCUCAGCCUGCGCAGCAGUGCCCCCUCACCCUCCCCUCGCCACAGAGCCAAGCAGCAGGCUGCGGAGGAUGUGCAUCUGAAACAGGAAGUGAGCCGUAUUGAGGAGGAGAGGAUCCAGGUGCUGAACAACGUAGAGGAGGUGGAGCAGAAGAUCAAAGACCUGGACAACCAGAUGGAGGAGUCCAUCAGAGAGAUGGAGGUAGAGCGGGCUCUGCUGGAGGGGGAGCAGGUCUCUGAGAUGGCUCUGCUACAGAGGGAGAAGGAGGUACUGGACCAACUCAAUGAGAAGAUUGGCAGCACUGACAAGACUGCCCUCACAGAGAAGUCCCAGGAGAAAGCCCUGCUCGAUGCUGAGAGGGUAAAAGUAGAGAGGCUGGCGGAGCUUGUCUCUGAGCAGAGGACCCAGCUGGACAACUGUCCCGAGGCGCUCAAGGAGCAGCUUCAGCAGCAGCUCUCCAGGGAUGUGGAGGUACUGGAGGCUGAGAGGAAGUGGUUUGAAGACCUGGAGUUCCAGCAGCUGGAGAGAGAGAGUCGUCAGGACGAGGAGAAGGAGGGUCGGAACCAGCAUUUACUGCGAGAGAUAGCAGAUUACCAGCGUAGUACUGUCACGCGCAAGGAGAGACUCCUGACCCUGAAGAAGCAGUCAACACAGAUUACCCAGCAGUCUCAGCGAGAGAAGGACAGCUUUCUGAAAGAGAAGAACAACCUGCUCCUCAUGCUUCAGAGGGAGAGGGAGAACCUGGCCUCGCUGGAGAGGAAGUAUGCUGAAGUGACUGGAGGGCAGGCCUUCCCUAACAACCCUGUUGCCAUGAAAGAGCACUUCCGCUCUCUGGAGGAGAGGAGGCGGGGCAGUAAGGAGAACUCCCACCUCAGUGACAAUCUCCGUAAGAGGAGCCAGCAGCCCCUCAGUCACUACAGCAGCUCCACACUGGGCCGCAGCCUGUCCUCUAAGUCCCACGUGCCCCUGUCCCAGAGCUCCAGCUGUGGUAGUGCCAUCCCCCGGGGCCUCUCUGUCUCUCCCAGAGAUCUGGAAUCUCAACGCCUGCUCAAGGCAGGCCACAGCCACCUGUACGUGAGUGAGGACAGACAGAGACUGGUUGACCUGUGUAGCAGGACCGUCUCAGAGUCCAAYGUCUUCCUGGACUCCUUCCACUACGCAGACAACGGCCAUGCCUUCGACACGCUCAGCGUGGACAGCUCUGACAGCAUGGAGACCAGCAUCUCUGCCUGCUCCCCAGACAACAUCUCCAGGGAAUUGGCCCGACCACCUGUUAGAGCAUUGUGGGAACCCAAACCAUCAGUACUGUUACUGUGUCACUGGGAUAGUGCCAGGAUGCUGAAGCUAAUUGCCAGCACAUCCAACGUAGCAAAGAUUGAAGAGAUGGAACGUUUGUUACGAGARGCCCAGGCUGAUAAGAAUCGUCUCCUUGAGCACAGGGAGCGUGAGAUGGAGGUGCGCAGGCAGGCCCUGGAGGAGGAGCGGCGGAGGAGGGAGGACCUGGAGAAGAGACUGCAGGAGGAGACCAACAGGAGGCAGAAGAUGAUCGAGAGGGAGGUGAAGCUACGUGAGAAACAGAGGGCACAGGCCCGGCCGAUGACACGCUACCUCCCUCAGAGGAAGGAUGACUUUGACCUCCAUGGUCACAUCGAGGCAGCUGGACACAACCCAGACAACUGCUACCACCUGGCCAUCACCGAUAAAACCUGCAGAGGGUUCCUGGUCAAGAUGGGUGGCAAGAUCAAGACCUGGAAGAAACGCUGGUUUGUCUUCGACCGGAACCGCAGGACCCUGGCCUACUAUGCAGACAAACACGAGGCCAAGAUGAAAGGAGUCAUCUACUUCCAAGCCAUAGAAGAGGUUUACUAUGAUCAUUUAAAGAAUGCACACAAGAGCCCGAACCCAUCGCUGACGUUCAGCGUGAAGACCCAUGACAGGGUGUACUACAUGGUGUCUCCCUCCCCUGAGGCCAUGCGCAUCUGGAUGGACGUCAUCGUCACCGGGGCUGAAGGAUACAUGCAUUUCAUGGUCUGAACCCCCCCCCCCCCUCUCAGGAGCUCUUACCACAUUCUGACCACAGACUCUCAGUUGACAAAUCAACAGGAAAUAUCCUCUCCUCCAGUUCCAUCGCUGCCUCAAAGACAAAGCAAUGUGACUGGUCAGGAUUGAGAAUCUGUGACCCGAGCACAAUACCCUCCUGGUUUAUACCUUUACAACCACUUUCAUUUCGGUCUCACUUCAGUGAGCCCACCGCUCUCCUCCUUCUCCGGGACUGAUGUGAUGGUAAUCUGAUACUUCAGUUUGGCAGGGAAUUACUUCCUCUGGAGGAUUAGGUGCCCAGUGUUGCUUGUUCAUUUGGAAAUGACAAUCUAGGAAGAUUCGAAUACUUAUCGUUUUAUGUGUGAGAAGCCUUUUGGCACAAUCACAUGGUUUACCCUCAUGAUAUUUUGGGAUCGUUAAUGACCCUGAGUCGCUGUCUAGGGUGUAUUAUGCAGUCUGAUAGGCUAACAGUGUACUAGAGGUUAUUGUCUCGUCCUUUUCAUCAUCCAAGUUGAGCCGGCUGUUGAUUGRUCAACCAAAAGCUCUCCAUCUGUUUUCCUUCCAGCUGGACAGUCUCUUUUUCUCCCCCUCAUGUGCCAAACCUUCCGGGGGACUGUCUAGCAUCUGCACAGMCUGAGAGGACAAUGGCGCCCUCCAUUGUAAAAGCCAAGGUGAUGCACAUAACUGAUAUGCAUCUUUUGUACCUUACUGUUGCUCAGGAACGUGGGGUCAAGAGGGGAAAUCCUAAAACGACAGAGACUUGAAGGGUUUGAAAAGUACCUCUCUCAUCACUAUGUACCAAAGACAUACUUAUUUGUAUGUAAAUCAUGUAAAUGGAACCUAAAGGUUCUGCGAAGGAAUACUUACAGGGUGUGGAAGGCGUUGACGAUCUGUGUGCAUGUAUAUACAUUUAGUGUGCGCCACACAGCUAAAUAAGUUGGCAAAAACAUUCCAGGGCACUUAAAAUACUUGUUUAAAAAAAAAAAUGUCUUAAUGGAACAUGGCAUUGUAUAUUGUGCCUUUAUGUAAGUCCGUCUUAUGACAGGUUGUGUAAUAUCAGGCUACCAGUGGGCUGGGUGCAGCUCCCUACCCAAUGAAUGGGCUCAUUCAUUUCGGGAAAGUUUUAGAAGGCCUUGCAUUGCUCCUAUUGUAAAGCACCAUGUGAUAUUGGAUGUCAUUGAUGUCCUUAGCAUAGAGUUGGUCUGUUUUUAGUUAUUACACAGUCGCUGUUAGACCUGUGUAGCGCUAUAAUAGUUACUGCUUUUAAAAUGACUUUUUUGAGGUCACAAAUAAUGGAACAUGUAUUUAUAUUGGUUUAAUUGUAUCUUCUCUUUUUUUUUUUUGACAUAUCUAAAUAUGUGUCAGUAGUAUGUGCAUGUUGAACAUACACAUCAGCCAUUUGUGUUAAACCAAAGAGCAAAGCAAUCUCCAGUGUUCUGGAAUGAUUAUACUGAAGUCAAAAUAGAAAAGAAAAAUGUGAUUCUACUUAUUUGACCCAGUUAUCUUAGCUGAUGUAUUUUUAAUUACUGUGAUCAAAAAUKUAUUAUUCUUUUAAGAUCCAAUGAUACUGAAAUGGCUCCCUCACUCACUGUGAGCUCAUAGGUAGCAAGUAGUUACAUGGUCAAUGAGGUUACUGGGAGAGUGCACACGAGACCAAAGGGCCUUCUCUGACAGUGUUGAGGUGACAGUUGAUUAGCUCAUAGGACAUUUUUCACAGUGUUAUGAAGGGGACUGACUAGCUCUUUGUGACCAGUUGACCUGUCAAGCAGGAACCCUCAUGCUCGGCCUGUGUGACUACACAGUAUGGACACACUUCAAGUAUUUUCCAUAUGUGUACCAAGGAAACAAUCACUUUUUUAUGCAUUUUAAAUAUAUAUACAUUUGGUAUUUUUAUAUGAACAGUGCUAAUUCAAAUGUUAUUUUUAAUCCUGCAUGUUUUUUUUUAUACAAAUGUAAGAAUAAAUCAUAUACGUUUACUAA
This is a messenger RNA of Salvelinus sp. IW2-2015, 6047 nucleotides long. It is a transcript of the gene phldb2a, whose product is annotated as pleckstrin homology-like domain, family B, member 2a. Gene Ontology annotation, cellular component: basal cortex. Gene Ontology annotation, biological process: regulation of microtubule cytoskeleton organization. The record is from RefSeq and is a predicted model, not a curated record. NCBI's taxonomy places the organism in Eukaryota, Metazoa, Chordata, Actinopteri, Salmoniformes, Salmonidae.